Diaporthe amygdali is the source of this 936-nucleotide messenger RNA. RefSeq lists its product as uncharacterized. The coding region runs from base 1 to 936 and encodes 311 amino acids. Lineage: Eukaryota; Fungi; Ascomycota; Sordariomycetes; Diaporthales; Diaporthaceae. The record is from RefSeq and is a predicted model, not a curated record. The transcript has 8 exons.
AUGUGGCUCCUGGCAUCGCUCGAGCGCCAUCCAACCUGCUUUCGCCUCUACUUCCUCGUCAGCGGUGGACUGAUGAUUAUAUUCAAUGCCGUGUUCGGCUCUACGUACAUCAUUUCCGUUCUCAAUACCCCUGAAGGCUGCCAGGUUACGACAACACCAGGUUGUUCUAAUGCCAUCGCCAUUCCGGCCCUUCAGCUUCUGUGCCACCAGCAGUACGGCUACUACGUGGUCUACAUUGUACUGGAAGUUCUUGCGGCUCUCGGUCUCUUUGGUGUCAGUAUUUCUUACAUGAUCGCCUUUCUCUUAAAAGGCGCCCCAUGCAACCCCCUUAGCAACCAGGGGUGUCUCGCGGUUCUUGCCAUGGACGGUUUCGUUUACCUGGCAGGCUUGUUGCAACUUGUCCAAUUAUGUGAAACUAUUCAGCGUCAUCAUCACAGUGACGACGGAUGGGCUUCUGAUGAAGAAUUCGAGCUGGCGCCUGGUUUCACCUUCAGCCAAAACGAGCAAGACGAGUGCGAGAAGGACAGACUCGGUGAUGCGCGGAAGAAAGCCAAAGCUAAACAAAAGAAAGAGAAGGCGGACACAGAAGCAGCCAAGCGCAGGUUUCGACACGAGCACGAGAGAGCCAAAGCUAAACGAAGAGCGCGGGCUGGAGGCGCGAGAUCCGAGGAUCGCGGGGCAGAGAGAAACGAGGGCAUUCCAGAUACAAUACAGAACGGGGAGAUGGAGAACACCCCCGUCAGCACGGAAAUGCAGAAGGGCUAUCACGCUCACAACCUCGGCACGCGCAACAUCACGCCCAAUAUGGGAGACAUGAUACUCGACAUGGGAGGCAUGAGUCUCGACACCGGAGGCAUGAUCUUGGACCGACCGCCGGGGCUCAACAGCAACGGGAGCCUCAAAGGACGGCAAGUCUCUCAACCGAACUCGGAUUAG